UUUAAAAUGCCAAGCAGAAUGAAAGAGGUAUGAGACAAUCGGAGAUGCCCUUUAAUGUCUAAUGACUUAAGUUUUUUAAAAUAAAUCACCAGUAGUCUUCAAAAAAUCAACCCAAAUUUGUUUUUUUUUCCCUAGAUAACAGUUGGAAGUUAGAUUUUCUGCAGCAUUUUCCAUUUGACACUUUUUUGAUUAGCUGAUGUGGCUACAUGCUGUCCUAUAUACGUCGUUCAUAAAAGACAAAUUUAUUAUGAUUCUGAACACUGCAUAAUGUGCUGAGAAAUGUUGCAAAGUUCAGAUGUCCUAUAUCACAACAGGAACGCCUGUAUUUCUGCACUGACUCAGGGUUCCAGGUCUCUCCUUUUACCGGUCUGUCUUCUGGGAAUACACACCACGUCACCCACAGGACAGUUAUGGACCCAAGCUGUCAAAUGAUGUUCCUGACAAUGUUGAAUUUAACACAUUGAUUAGGAAGCAUUCCACAAAAAUAGCUCUCCUGUUUCUGGUUAGUUAAGAUAGCAGAAGUCCUGGUGUAGUUAUUUUCUGGAAACAAAUUAUGUUGAAAGGAAUCUACAUUUAACUAAAACCAAGAUUGUAAAUACAGGAUGCUUACCGCUUACUCAUGACGCAUAACAACAGCAUGGGACUAGAUAGUACUAACAGUACGAGAUAAGUUCAAGACUUUAACUUAUGAAUAAAUGGACUUAUUAAUUCACAGUUUUUACCUGCUAUGAUGUACAAAUAUAAAAACAAAAGCAUAGGAGAUUUGGAUGCUUUGGAAGCCCGAAGCAUGAUGGCUGGACCGCUGUGAAAUGUGAGAGUAAAAACACUGUAGUACAGUACACGACCAUCUAAAAGCCACAACAGAGUCACAAUAACCAGCAUGAAGUCAGGUGACACUGAUGUCAUUUUUGGGCAUACAAUUCACACAGUGCCGCAGACCACAAGAGCAAACUGAGGAAAGUAAAAAAAGAAAAAAAAAGAGGUGAACAUGAUUUGUUUCUUGCUGGUGAGGUCAGAAACACGCAGAGAAAUGUUUAAGAGGCCAAGGCUUUCCCAGAAUUCCCUGUAUUGCCCUAGUCCACUUAGCUAGUUGCAAAAUGAAUGUGGCCUGCUGAACACAGUCAAGAGGCUGUAUUUCCAGAGCGCACUGCAAAAGACAAUGUUUUGUUCAACAGAAAACAGGCUCAUAUUCUGUUGUUAAAAGAAAUAAUAUUUUAAAAAUGUCAAGAAUUUGGGAAUGCAGACACAUGGAUGAAAUUUCAAUUUUGUGGAGGUUUUGCCAAUGAAAAUGAAGGGAGACUGAUGAGAUUUCCUGUUGUAUUGGAUGUCCGGAAUGUGUCGACUCCCCCCUUGUUUUCGUUGGAGCAUGCAAGUCUUGUAGCUAAUUAAUUUUCUCAUUCCUCGAAUGCCGCCGAACAGGAAUCGCUGGCCAGGUGUCCAUAGAUGCCAAUGGAGACAGAAGCGGAGAUUUCUCUGUGAUGGCCAUGACAGACCAUGAGGCAGGCACCUUUGAGGUGGUUAUGAACUACUUUGGUAUCAACGGCAGUAUUCAGGUGCUGCCAGGGUUCAGCAGAGAACGCUUCACCUUGAAGGACAGACACCGAAACCCUUUCCCGGAGCACCCCAACAAAUCAUCAGGUGGACUAGGGGUAUCUGCAGUGACAGGGAUCAUUGUUGGAGCACUUCUGGGCACAGCAAUGCUAAUAUCAUUUUACUUUUUCAGAAAGAAUUACAGGAUAACUAUUGAGCGGCGGACCCAGCGUGAGGACUGCAACAUUGGGAAGCACCGUCAAUUGCGAGAAGACUCCAUCAGGUCCAACUUCUCUGCGGCAUAGAGCUCCCCGCGCUGCAGGGGGCCCCCCUGCCAGGGACCUGCCACGGAAUGUGACCAAAGACUCUCCAAGCCGGUCGAAGGGACUCCUCUUAUUUAAAAACAUACUGUAGUGUUGUUAUUAUUUUUUUUUUUAACCUCUAUUCGUUUGACUUUCAUAAACUCAGGAAAGUUGUACCAUUUGCGUGGUGCUGCUUUGCAAGGCAUUACGCUUGUUUAGAGAACAAGAGGAGGAUGCAUUCGAAUUCUGUAGGGGCUUUAUUUCUCCAUGAUCAGAAGGCCAGUAUCUACAUUAAGGUCAGGAGUGGGCUAAUGCUAAUUACAAAGAAACACACACACACAAUGUCUGGAAAAGGCAUCAACCCUCUCAGAGUAACAUUGCUAAAUAAAUGUAUUUCACACCUAUUGGGUUAAAGUGAAUAACUGGAACAUCCCUCAUUCUACCAAAGGCUUAUUUUAUCCAGGUCAUUCGCACACUUUUAUAAAUACUAGAACGUCUACAUGGUGGAGGAAUUUUGACAAAGGAAUGUACGUCUUUCUGUGAGUCAUGGUGGAAUUUUAACACAGCAGUGAAGUGCUGUACACAGCAUUCUGGCAUGCGGCCCAUGUGUGUAUCCACUGUCUGCAUGCCGUUAUGCCGCAGCGAAGGCAUCCUGUACUGAUAAUUGGAGUCUCGGGGCAAAUGGUGUAAUUGUGAUUGUAAUUCCUAAAUUACCUAGAAAUGCAAGAACUGAAUAGGAGCUGGGCGUCCCAAGAUUGGGUUGUGUAAUUAGUAUUUGAAGGGAAAUGGCACAUAAUUUAAGCAUGUCAGAGUUAAAAUAUAGUUUUAUUUAUCUCAGGCAUGCUUUUUAAAUCUUCAAACAAGAUUUGAAUUUUUUUUCCAGAUAAAAUGCUCAAUAAAAUGACUGUUGUGGCCCUAAUACAUUUUUAGUGGAAACCUUAUUUUUCACCUGGUUUUUGUAUUAAAAGAGAAGAAUAGUUGAAUAUUUUGUAUGUUGAAACUUAUUUUCUUGUCCUACAUAGCAUCUGGUAAAGCUUUUCUUUUAAAAAAAAAAAAAAAUCAAAAUUCACCUUGUUCUUCAUUGGAAGUUUGGAGUUGCUCACCAAACAAGGAAACGAUUUAUGAAAUCAUGAACGGUUUAUGAAAUCAAAAUCCAGUAUUUAUAUUAUUUGAAGUAAAUGCGUGACAAACUGUAUGAUACAUACUAGUAUGUUGUACCUCCAGCUUUUUCUUCUCGUUUGUCUUAAAAAGCAGUAAAAUGUCAAUUAGAUGUAAUCAUUUAAUGCAGAAGGCGAUGACUUAUGGAAGUUGCGUGUUAAAUAUUGUCUCUUUGCUAUCUUUCUUCAAGUUGAGUUAGCACGGUCUUUUUCAUUUCCGUUUCAUAGUCAUGGCAGAGUACGUGGCUUAUUUGACGGCGGCUAGAAAGUCUGGAAACGGAACUGAAGCUUUAUAGAGACUUUAUGACCAUUAAAGAUAUAACAUUAAAGAGCGACAGCUGCUCACACCAGAGCGGUGAGUUUGUAAGGCACGGCGCUCAUGACGCUAACUUUGAUGUCUCCACUUAGUGGGACACCAGUGAAUUCCUCUCCUCGCUCAUUGAGUUCCAAGAUCCGGUGUUUUUGGCCCUCAUCGUACAAGGCGUGAAAUGAAAGGGUGCGCGCGUCCCUCCUCUGGCAGGAGAAUAGACGGAAACACAGCCAGUCGUUUCGAGAGGAGACGUAUAUCGGAUGAUAUUGAUGUAACAAUAACGCCCAUUAUUUCAGCUUCCUGACUGUUUCCACUUUCCCCACAGAGUCAAUUUUGACCGUCUACAAAGGGACAUUUUUUGUUAUAUGCCAGAGCAAAUUAGGAGGGCUAGAUUUUUGGCUGAUUUAUUUUAUGUUUCAGAAGACUUUCUUUUUUUAUGGGGGGGGGGUGUAGUGUCAGUUGGAAAAAUAAUAACAUGAAAAAUUUUACCUGCCAAAAAUGAGCUGGCAAGAUUGAAGUUGGGCUGAACACAGAGAAGCAGUCAUUGCAUGUCUUACAUAAGGUAAAUACAUUUUCCGAAGCUUUUUAAUAUGGAAUAUCCUAGCAUUUCGGUAUCCAGAGCCUAGACUUUCAAAUGACACAACGUUGAGUGAAAUUUCAGUAACAUUAUCAUUCUAAAUCUGUUUAGUGAAAGCCUGGCUCUUUAUAAACAAAACAGGCAUUUAUCCCAGUGCGGGCCUGAUUCUUCUGAGAAUUAACAUGAUUUAAUCUGACAUGGUUAAGGUCACCCUUUAGAACUCACUUCAGUUUUGUAGUGUUACUAAGUACUUGGAACAAAUUGUCUUUCUUCUGCGAUUCAUCUGUUCUUUAUCCAAAAAACACAGUCUUAUUUUCAAAUGAAAAUCUGGAAUCACACAGAAGGAUUUAAUGUGCACAUUUUCCUUUUCAAUUUCACCUGUUCCUGUUUAUUUUGUCCUUUGUCUGUGUAAGUACCGUAAUUCAGCACUUUAUUCUUAAACAGGGAAAUGUGUAAUGCCUGUCAUUUGGAGUGCAGUUAUUUCCGUUUUUCUAUCCAUACUGUUGUUGCUAUUUGCAUUUUCAAUAUUUUCAGAGCGCUAAAAAAAUAUUGGUUAUUUCUUGCAAGCAUUUUCUGGUAAUCUCUGCAACCCUGAACAGGUUAAGUGGUUAGAAUGUGGAUGGAUAUAUUAAUUUUACGAUACUGACACACAGCACAGGUUGUUAACCUACACAUUCUAGCUCCAAAAUGUUAAAAAUGAAAAGCAGGAACCAUGAAAGAGAGCUAUAUAGUGCCUAAAAUUUAAAAAUGUAUUUUGUCAGAAAAUAUUUAAUGAAAUAUAUUAGCAUAUUAACAUCUGAAAAUAUGUAACAGUUAACAAUAUAAAUUAAUGUGUGUUAAGUUAUGAAGUAUAUAGUGAAUUUGCAUUACAUUUAUACAGAAGUAUAUUUCAGUCUUGCCUUCGCAAUAGUAACAAAUACUGUCUUUGUUUUAAUUAGCUAGUCUUAGUGUCAUAAAUGUCUCACUUCUACAAAUUGCCCACAAACCAAAAUAUUUUACUUUUCCAUGUGGGGUUCCAUAAAACUACAUUACCCAGACCCCCUCAGAAAAAAAUCUAUAGAUGAGAUAUAACACUCAUGUCAUUAAUCUGUUAAUACAACUUGGGCACUGUUGCUGGACAGUGGAUUAAACAUUCGCAGUGACAGCAUUUGGUGUCUUAAUACAUGUUGUUUGAGUGCUAGACAUGUGUUGAAACGAGGAUGGACAGGAUGUCGCUGGAACCGAGAGGAUAUGCUUGUGUCUGAGCUUGGGCUCUCCCCCCGUUGUGUUCUUGAGAGAUUGGCCACUCCCCUCUGUAGAUAUUUACUUUCUGUAUAGAUUCACACAGACACUUUACUUUAACCAAUCGGGUUAAAGCGUAUGCUUUUAAACCAUAUUCAUAAUAAGAUGAAAACUGAAUGGGGUGUGUGUAUGUGUGUGUGUGUCUCUGAUUAGAAUCCUGUUAACUUUAACUUCCGUUUCUUAUGUAUGAGUGUGUUACACUGCCAUAAACUAAGCAGAAGACAUUAAAUGUUAUUGAGAACCUUUGUUUCGGCAUUCAGUAAAUAACUCCUUCCAGGUAUUUUUGCUGUGCUAAAUAAGCUUAGUGGUGUUUUAUAAGCUUUCGAAAGUGGGGCUUUGAAAAAUCAGUAUGUGUUUUUUUUUUCAGAACCCAAGGCUCACGAGAUUCAUAAACACAUGAAUGUUGGCACUCUGAAUUAUUCUGAAUGUACAUCCUGUACAUUAACUUUGUUCGCAUACCUCUAAAAAAUGUGAAACAUCACGUGUUUAAAACAAAUUCAGACUGUAUAAUAUGUAUACAUUGAAAUAUUUGGGGGUGUCUUUCAAGCUGUGGGUCAGGGCUUCAGAUAUGUGUUGAUUUAAAACAAAAGAAGCAGUCAUUCCUUAAUGUUAAGGAAAAGGUGUUGGCAGAGGUAUGAAGAGGAUUCACAUACUGCUCAACCUAACGGUGAAAUGUUUUGAUGUAAGUAAAAAUAUCUGCAUAUAAUGUGAUAUUUAUUGAAGCCUUAUUUUGUAGAAAUUUUAUAUUCCUGCCUGUAGAUUUAACCCUUUGGUUCGCUCUUGUAUAUAUUUUACUCUGUUUUGAGAAGUUAUUUCUAAAUAUUUGCCUUUUCAGCCAUCUGACACGUCUACAUUGCUCUGUAAACAUUCCUUGUAGAAAUAUUUAGCUAUUUCAAUCACCAACGUAUAUUGACGAAUAAAAAUGUAAAAUUUGACCUUU
Molecule: messenger RNA, 6097 nt
Organism: Paramormyrops kingsleyae
Lineage: Eukaryota; Metazoa; Chordata; Actinopteri; Osteoglossiformes; Mormyridae
Source: RefSeq, a predicted model, not a curated record